AUGAAGGAAGCCCCCCCCCCGGGGAAGCGGAGCUCGAGCCCUCUUUCUGUUUCUUUUUUGCUUCAGAUCAAAGUGGUGAAGUUCUCCUACACGUGGACCAUCAACAACUUCAGCUUCUGUCGCGAGGUGUAGGGGGGGGGGGGGGUCAUCAAAAGCAGCACUUUCUCAUUUGGAGCCAACGACAAACUCAAACGGUUGCUGCGUGUGAACCCUAAAGGUCCAGAUGAGGAGAGUAAAGACUAGACUCGACUCCGCGGUCCAAAAAGUGAAGUUUCUAUUCUCAACGCCAAGGGAAAGGAGACCAAAGCCACAAAGUUCCAGAGAGCGUGCCGCUUUGUCCAGGGGAAGGACUGGUUUAGAAAGUUCAUUAGGAGGGACUUCCUAGUGGACGAGGACGACGGUCUGCUGCCUGAUGACAAAUUAACACCAUUCUGGGAGGCGACGGCUGACUGUGACUCCGUGAACCUCUCAGGCCAGAACCCAACGGACCCGGUGAAGGUUCCUGAGCGGCGGGCCGGCCGAGGAAGAGAAGAUCUGUGGGAAAACUCCAGACUCACCGGCUGCUCGCUGUGUGUCGCUGGACAGAAGCUGCAGGCGCACAAAGCCAUCCUGGCAGCCCGCUCGCCGGCCUUUAGUGCCGUGUUUGAGCACGAGGUGGAGGAGAGAAGAAGGUGAAACCGUGUGGAGAUAAAUGACGUGGAGCCAGAUGUCUUCAAAGAGAUGACGUGCUUCAUCUACACAGGCGAGGCCCCCAACCUGGACAAGAGCCUGCUGGCUGCAGCUGACAAGUACGCUCUGGUGAGGCUGAAGGUGGUGCACCAGUCUUGAGGGUGGAGAACGCCGCCGAGAUCCUCGCCAAGAUCCUCGCCAAGAUCCUCGCCGACUUUAUCGACUGAGACCGUUGAUCUCCAGAACUACUAAAGUUUCAAGCUUUUUUGUUCAUUUCGGUCUCACACACACACACACACACACUUCUACACUUAGCUUUUGCUCGGAGGGAAGUCAUUCAUUUUCAGUGGGAGCAAUUUUCUUUCUCCCGAGGAAUUUUAAUUUAAUUCCCAGAUUGGACCAUUUUGCUUCGGUAUGGUAUUGAGCCAUUUAAAGCAAUAAAGCUCAGCUGCCGAUGUUCAUCAUGUGGCGGGCAGCCUGCUUAGGUUGGACGGGGCCUAUUAGCAUCUGUGACCGCCGUUUAUGUCCACGGAGAGCGGUGGUUGACUGACCAGUUCUCCCACAAAAGCGCAUCGCCUUCCCUCUUAUUUUCUAUCCCUUUGUUCAUCCCUCUGUCCUCUAUUCAACCAUCACUUGUUCCUGCCUGGACCUCCCUCUCUCCUUUCAUUCAUUCCCAUCUUCCAUGCUCUCCCUCUCGCCUCUCGGCCAGUGCUUAAGGGCUCCUGCACGCCUAAAGGUGUUCAGCAAUGCAGAUCUCUGCCCUUAAUCCAAGUCAUUAAUUGUGGUUACGGCCGUUAUGACAGUUUAAUUUGCCGGAGAGUUGUUGUGGUGGAGGGGAAAUUGGCCACGAGGGACUCCUGGCAGGCGAAACAAUAUCAAUCCGCCUCCCGCGGACACAAUGGAAGAAAUCAAUUUAGAGGACGAAUGCAUAAAGGAUCCUCCCGCCCAGUAGUACCUCAACCUCUUCCCAGACCCGCCUUCUCAGGCAGUUUACCGUCAUUUAUUCCAGACAAUAGAAUUUGUCUUUUUGCCUUCUCAGUCUCAUUUAUUCACCCUCCACAGGGAUGAUGCAGAGAGUAAAGCCACAAAGACAAUCUCUAUCAACUGUGUUCAGAGAUUAGAAUUUACGCACUUUUCUUGUUGGCGAUGGUAGUACGACGGUACAAUCAAUUUAAUAAUUGCUGGAAUUUUUAGUUAACAAAAGCAAUCCAGUGUGAUUACCUGCGUCUGGAGGUCACAGUUUGGCCUCUUUUUAAUUUACCUUCACAUCGCUGCUGCUCUCUAUCUAUCUAUCGCUCACCUCCUGGUGUUUUAUUCAUUUAUUUAUUUAUUUGCUGCCUUUACUCUUUCCCCUGUCGGUCCGUCCCUCCCGCUUCCUCUCCUGCUGUGACUGCUCUUUUCCUGCCCUUCGCUGGCCGGUCGCCUCACCCUCACCAGACCAGCCAUUACCAUAGGCAGAGGCCCACCUCCUCCACAGAGGCUCGGGUCAGAGGUCAGCUGGAGGUCUGGAGCUGCUGUGCGGAAUACAUAGGACCACACACACACCCCGAAGUGCCAAGAGUGGCCAUGCCAAGACACACACAUACACACACACACACACACACACACACACAUGCUGUUGUUUAUAGA
Gasterosteus aculeatus aculeatus (three-spined stickleback) is the source of this 2298-nucleotide messenger RNA. The record is from RefSeq and is a predicted model, not a curated record. NCBI's taxonomy places the organism in Eukaryota, Metazoa, Chordata, Actinopteri, Perciformes, Gasterosteidae.